CAAUUCAUACUGCUCUCGGACUUACUACCGAAUAUAUAAAUUGUAAUUGUUGUAUGGACGAUGAAAGUAAUGACAAGGAUGAUGUCAAUUGGGAUUCUAGAGAGCAAAUUCUAUCAACACAUAAUGAUACAUCUAUUUUGUACAAAUUACAUUUACAAUGCGGUAAAUUGAUUAACGUUCGAGAUUGGCUGGAUUCUUUUGAAAAUGUAAUAGCUAAAGAAAAUUUAGAAAAUAGAAAGCUUAAUGAAAAGGAGGUUGUGUAA
Molecule: messenger RNA, 263 nt
Organism: Racocetra fulgida
Lineage: Eukaryota; Fungi; Glomeromycota; Glomeromycetes; Diversisporales; Gigasporaceae
Source: the annotation of a GenBank genome assembly